CGCCGCUGAAAUAACAAGUGAACCAAACAUAUUCUUUAGUUGUCGAGAGAAAAUAGCAACGAUGGUGGACACUCCGAGCAUAAUCAAUGCAUUUUUAUCAGUGAUAAAAUACAAGAGCCAAGUGAAAUUAUCGAAGGUUGCACCUGGCGAAAGAAUAAUCACGUUGGAAGAAGUUUCCUGGCACGAUAAACAUAAUGACUGUUGGGUGGUUAUCUACGAUAGGAUCUACGAUAUCACCGAUUUCUUAAACGAGCAUCCAGGUGGAAGCGACAUCCUUUUAGAGUACGCUGGAAGAGAUGCUUCCGUCGCCUUCAGAGGAUCAGGACAUAGUGCGCAAGCUAUUAAAUCUCUUGAAGAAUAUCUAAUAGGAGAACUUCCGACAGCCGAGAGGAUCUUCAGGAAGCAAAACGGUUACCGGUUAAGUGAUAUUCCUAAUUAGACUACAGCACGAUGUAUCUAAUUUAAUCGUUUGAAUGUUCCUAUAUCAAUACUUAACCAAUUUUUAUUCGACCAGUAUUUUAAGUUCGUUGUUUAUUUUUAUGUCUUUUUCAUUCUUUACAUUUAACAUAAUUUAUUUUAAUUUUAGUCACAUUUAUUUAUAAUCAUAUUAUAUAGUUUUAACGCAACAGUAUUAUUGCGAAUCAUUAUUAAUGUUAAACAAUUAUAAAU
Nicrophorus vespilloides is the source of this 669-nucleotide messenger RNA. Its product is annotated as cytochrome b5. Lineage: Eukaryota; Metazoa; Arthropoda; Insecta; Coleoptera; Silphidae. Gene Ontology annotation, molecular function: heme binding. The record is from RefSeq and is a predicted model, not a curated record. Gene Ontology annotation, cellular component: membrane; intracellular membrane-bounded organelle. The transcript has 2 exons. Bases 62 to 439 code for a protein of 125 amino acids.